AUGCCACGAUCAGUUCUUGAGAGUUCUGAAGAAAAGAUCUAUGGCUUUAAGUUGAUCAGAUUGAUUGUUGAUGGAGGAACAGAGGCAUUGAGAAAUAUCUUCUUGAACAUACACCCAGGUAAUUUGCAAAGUAUUUUGUCUAUUCAUCAUCCUACACUUCAACGACUUUUUAAAAUUAAAAAGAAAAUAAUCACGCAACCACAAUGGGAUAAACUGUAUCCACACACUCCUAAAAUUCCAAACAUUAAGGAAUUUGACAUAACAUUACUUGUUAUUUUGUUACGAAACAUUUGUGGCAUAUCCCCUCCUAGUACAGGGUGGAAUGUUAUGCCACACCCAGCUGACAAUUCUCGUGAAGCUGACAUUGUUCGUAUUAAAUUAUUUCGUAAUAAUUGUUUUGGUCAUGUCCAUAGAACAGCUGUUAGUAAGUCAGAUUUCGAGGCUGAUUGGGCUGAGCUUAGUUCGGCUUUACGUCGUUUGGGAUUCGGUCAAGCAGAAAUAGAUAGGUUAAAGACAGAAGAAUGUGGAGAGGAGGAAGUAGAUCGCGUGAGAAAAGAAUGGAGUGAAAUUGGGAGAGAAAUUGUGACAAAACUAAAUGAGCUUGAAAAAAAUCUAAAACAAGGCAAAUUUUACACAGAUGAUAUUAUUAGUGAGUGCCUUCAUUGGUGUGAGUUUAAGAAAGAAAUACAAUUAUUACAUGAAAAGUACACUGUAGGCACUCGUGAGUGGGUUUUUCAGCAGGUAUCGACAUGGUUGAAUGACAAAUUGUCUGAUAAUCGUGCAUUCAUUAUUACUGGACAAGCUGGAAUGGGUAAAUCUAUUAUCGCCGCGGUUAUAUGUAGACGUUUCCCGAAACAAUUUGGAGCAUGUCAUUUCUUCAAAUAUGAUAAUAGUAGGUACAAUAAUCCAACGUUUCUCCUUCAGUCUUUGGCGUGGCAGUUGUGUAGUGUCUUUACAGAAUACAGGCGAAACCUUGUUGUCAAACUUUCUGGUAAUAAAGGAAAAAUAUUGGGCAAUGAGAAUAUUGAAGGGUUGUUCUCAAUGCUGUUUGAAGAACCAUUUACAAACAUUCCCGAUCCAGGUAAGCAUUUCUUAAUUGUAAUAGAUGCGCUAGAUGAAUGCCGGCAAGACGAAAAGCACAAUCUUGUUGAUUUAAUUACCAAACAUUUCCACAAUUUUCCCAGGUUUAUUCGAUUUUUAAUAACGACACGAUCGGAAGAAAAUAUCGCCGGUGGACUUCGUGAAUUAAACCCAUUGUUUCUAAAGUCUGAUGAUGAACGAAAUUUAAAUGAUCUUCAACUUUUUUUUGACAAUACAUUAAAAACUACAAUGGAGCAUGUACCUCGAGAAAAACUUGUCAAGAAAUUAGUUGAGAAAUCUGAAGGUUUGAUGCUUUAUGCAUCCUUUCUUUGUAAACUUUUUGAAGACAGCUCCAUCAAAACAAAGAUUGAAACUUUACCUCAAAGUAUUGAAGACAUCUACAAAUCAUAUUUCAUUCGCCUCGAAAACGAACUUAAAAUCUUAAGCAUUGACGAGGCCAAAUUUAUGUCACUCUUAACUGUAAUAGCAGUUGCAAAACAACCCCUUCCACUAACACUUAUUGAAAGAUUGCUUACGUCUGAAAAAGAUUUACUAAGUGGAAAAAAGUUGUUACCGAAAUUAGUCAGUUGCAUCUCUUCGCUCCUUGUCAUCAAAGAGAAUUGUGUGUCAUUUUUCCACAAAUCAGUAAAGGACUGGCUAGUAAAGACUAAUCAUCGUUUUACAAUCAACGAAAAAUAUGGGCAUAAAAUUCUCGCUGAUAUUUGCGCUUAUCAAAUGAACACAUUGAAGACAAAUGAAGUAAGAUUCACAUAUGAUGAUUUUGCAGUCAAAUAUUCAUUGCAGUACGGAAUACCACAUAUGAUACAGGCCGAAAUACAAGACAUGCAAUCUCAAUCAAAAUUGCUAGACUGCGUUACUGACUUGGAAAUUGUGCAUGCGUGUAUUUGUAUUGAUGUUUACAUAACAUUAAACAAUCUUGCCAAUCUAGAAAACCAUACGAAUAUGUGCCACAAUUUCAAUGAAAACGUAUUGGGAAAAAUUAAAACGCUCAUAAGUAUCAUACGAAAGUUUAUAUACAUUUUAAAAGAUAUUCCGCAUUCAUUUUUCCAGCAUGUUGUAGACGAAAAGCAUGAAAAACUUUCAUCCGAAGCAACUGUCUUGCUAAUGACACGCUACAGAGGGCUUGCGUAUUUCAACUCUGUAGACGAUGAAGAAAAUAUUAAAAGUGCAUUGAUAGGUCGUAUUUUCACUAAAGACAGAGUUUUAGAUGUUGACAUUUCACCGUCAGAAGAUUUUCUUAUUUGUGCAUAUAGCGAGGGAGUUGAGUUGUUUUCUCUCUUCAACUUUAAAUCUCUCUGGAAAAUUGAUGAAUUUGUUGUAGAGAUGAUUUAUCAUCCACCGGCUGAUCUGGCAGGAAUAUAUUACGGAACACCGCCCUCUAUUGUUUUUCAUCCCUUUAAAAAUGUAAUUUUUCCAGGACAGCUUGACCGUGUACUUAAUUUAGAGGGAAAAUUUGAACCUGGGCCGCUUACAGUCGAAGAAACAAAUUGUAAGUUUACAAAUUGCAGUUAUUCUCAUGAUAAAAGCAAAAUGGCGACAAAUUACGGUAACUAUUUAACAGUUUGGAAUCUACUUGAUAAUAACAAAAUAACACGUCUUUUAUGUCGGUCUAAAUUAUACUCUAUUUUGUUCUCGGCUAAUGACAGAUUCUUAGCAACCACAAAUGUUGACGAACUUUGUAUUUAUGACACCGAAAAUAGUUACUGCAUGACAUCGCGGAUUUAUGAUGUUCUUGAUGAUCCUCCUUUCCUUAUUUCACCGUAUAAUUCAGAUUCCUGGUACUGUAGCGGAGAGAUUGUGAAAUAUGAUCUAACAAGAAAACCUGUUUCCAAGCGAUACAAGUUAUUGCCAAAGAACGCAAGGGCUGCCGCUGAAUUUCAAGCGUUUAUCGAAAGUGAUGAUCCGCGGCGGUUUCACACAAAAACGUAUCUUAACAUUUUCGUUCUCAGAAAUGGAGUCGCUGUAGCUUAUUGGUGUUACCAACAUGACCUAAAUAUGCUUAGUGUUACUGACCUUAUCCAGGAUUUCACGUUAAUGCAAAAAUCAGGUGUAGAUUCAUUUUCAAGGUGUUCUAUUUCGGUGGAUGGAAAAUAUAUUUACAAAAGCAGCCAACACAAUACUUUAGGUGUCCCAUACGGUAGUUUCGACAUCUGGAUGCUUAGCUGCAGUCAGUGUGUAAAAUACCAAAACGUGUGUCAGUUUAAGCAUGCUUUUACACCCUUUCUUCCAGUAACAGAUGGUAUCUUCUUUUGUGGAGAGGUAAGCGAACAUAUCGGGUAUGAUAGUGAGCUUGUAGAAAGUACUCCCGAGUUGUGGAAUUCUGAAGUGACGGAGCGUCUUUUCAGCUUUCCUGAACUGACUGGAACUUCUAAGUGUCUCUCAGUUGGGGAAGAUGUAAUAGCUUGCGUUUUGAAGUCACAGGUGUGUUUUCUUAAUGUUCGCACAAAUGAAAUUGUGACAAGUAUACCGUUAACUAAACACCGUUCUAGGUCAGUGCCAUAUCCCUUCGAAUCUAAAGUGGAAGUGAUUGCCUGCAGCAGUCAAUAUCAUGUGUUAAUGAAGAAUAACAAGGGUACGCUGUUGUUACAAGGUGAGAACAAUUUCCAGCCACUACCCCUUUUAGGGCUCAUAACCUCUGCUUGUUUCUCUCCUAAUGGGCAGUUAUUGGCGUUUGCUACAAGUGGCAAGAGAGAAAAUAGGUUGUACAUCUUGGACACUUCUACACUAAAAAUUAUUUGCGAAUUUUCUCUCUACUCCCCGGUUAGUCAAAUGCAAUUGCAUUUCCUUGACAAUGAACUACUUCUUUGUAAAAGAUUUAAAAGUUGUUUGUGUUUAAUUAGCAUUAAAACUUGUGAUGUUCUAACUUGCAUCAAUGUGGGUUUGAGUGAUAUUCCAUGGAUUUUUUCUGUAAGUCGUAAAACAGGAGCGAUUAUUGUUUAUUCCACAAACUAUGUCAAAGACAAAGAAUUUAAGCUAAUUAAACUUUGGUUACCACACGAACGUAAGGAUGUGAAUGAAUUACAAUGUUCUUGCUCAAUAGAUGCUGAAGGUGGUACAGAUUCUCUUAUCGACAUGUACAGUUUUCAAGCCGCCGAAAUUUACAGUUCGGUAGUUUCCAGUUGUUCUAUCAUGUAAUUCGGUAUACGAUAGAUGUAUAUUUGACAUUUGUUGUUUUUCCAGUUCAAAAAUUCGUCAAAACAUUAAUAAAUCUAUCAAAUUAAAGCAAAAAUGUGGUACGACAAUACACUAUGACUUAAUAAUAUGUACUUGUGAUGUAUAUACAAAUAUUUCCAAAC
This is a messenger RNA of Paramuricea clavata, 4397 nucleotides long. The record is from the annotation of a GenBank genome assembly. NCBI's taxonomy places the organism in Eukaryota, Metazoa, Cnidaria, Anthozoa, Malacalcyonacea, Plexauridae.